This is a messenger RNA of Solanum stenotomum, 831 nucleotides long. RefSeq lists its product as uncharacterized. The transcript is spliced from 4 exons. Bases 1 to 831 code for a protein of 276 amino acids. The record is from RefSeq and is a predicted model, not a curated record. Lineage: Eukaryota; Viridiplantae; Streptophyta; Magnoliopsida; Solanales; Solanaceae.
AUGUUGAAAUCUAAAGAAGUAAAUGCUGAUCUCAGUCACUACAAAGAACUUCAUCCCUCAAUGACAUUCAAGGACUUGAAUGAAGCAAGAAAAAUUGUGAAUUUAUAUUCUCUUGCAAAUUCCAAGCCUAUAGUAGUGGAAAAAAGUGACAGAACUAGACUAAGGUAUAAAUGCAUGAUUGGUUGUCCAUUUGUCUUGCUUAUUUCACAAGAUGGUAAAGGUCCAGGUUUUAAGAAUAAUCCUCAGUACAAGCUAAAGGAUAUGAGAAAAGACUUGAAGGAUCAGUUCAACUUGAAUGCUAGUACCUCUAAGUUGAAAAGAGCCAAGAGGAUGGCCCUUCAAAAAUUGCUGGGAAGUUUCUUAGAUGAUUUCAACAGAAUUGAAGCUUAUGCAAAUGAGCUUAGGCUAAGCAAUCCUGGUAGUGAUAUUGUGAUUAAUUUAUCAAAGGAUGCAUUGGAACAAGGUAAAAGAAAGUUCCUUAGGAUGUACAUCUUCUUUAAUGCUCUGAAGUUGGGAUGGAAAGAAGGUUUGAGACCCUUUAUUAGACUAGAUGGGACCUUCUUGAAGGGUCAAUGCAAGAGACAACUUUUGGUGGCUAUGACACAAGAUUCUCAGAAUUGCUUCUAUCCAUUGGCAUGGGCUGUAGUUGAUAAGGAGACAACUAGGACAUGGAUAUGGUUUCUACAACUGCUGAACAAUUCAUUAAAUUUGAAAGAUGGUCAAACUAUCACCUUUAUGUCUGAUAUGCAGAAGGGACUGAUAAAUGCAGUCAAAAAUGUCCUUCAUUUGUCUCACCAUAGGUACUGUGUUGGGCAUAUUGAGGCCAACUAG